Messenger RNA from Tachysurus fulvidraco (yellow catfish), 969 nucleotides. RefSeq names its product trace amine-associated receptor 13c-like. The record is from RefSeq and is a predicted model, not a curated record. Gene Ontology annotation, cellular component: membrane. The coding region runs from base 1 to 969 and encodes 322 amino acids. Gene Ontology annotation, molecular function: trace-amine receptor activity. Gene Ontology annotation, biological process: G protein-coupled receptor signaling pathway. The transcript has a single exon. Lineage: Eukaryota; Metazoa; Chordata; Actinopteri; Siluriformes; Bagridae.
AUGGAUGAUUACACCAAGACUGUCUUUGCUCAUUUGGAUUACCAGUGUGUCACAUUGUGGAACAAAAACUGCUCAAGGAACAUCGAAUUAUUCCAUUUGAAUUUUAGCAAUUUGAUUGUAUUAUUAAUUUUUUCGGUGGGUUCUUUGCUUACAGUUAGUGCAAACAUGGUAGUAAUAGUGUCUAUAAUUAUUAACAAACAGCUUCACACAGCAACUAAUUUUGUCAUCCUGUCUUUGGCCAUAUCUGAUUUCUUAGUAGGAGGAUUAAUGAUGCCGUUACAGUGUGCUAUGUUUGUUGAUGUUUGUUUAUACCACACAAGAAGUAUCUGUCCUGUUUAUAACUUUAUCAGCACUAUAUUGGGCAGUGUUUCACUCUACAAUGUUGUGCUGAUUGCAAUAGAUCGAUAUUUUGCCUUGUGCCACCCUUUCGUUUAUGUUGCAAAAAUGUCCUUGAGAGUGGUGCUGAAGUGUGUGGGUUUUGUAUGGUUAUUAUCCCUUUUUUAUAAUCUCUCAAUAAUGUUCAUUGGCAGUUCAGAAGAAGGCCAGACAAAAGUGAUCUGCUUACAAGCAUGUGCUAUUCCAGUCAACAACACUUGGGGUCUUACUGACUUUAUAUUCAGUUUUAUUAUUCCAUGUUUAUUGAUCGUAAUCUUGUAUCUUAGGGUUCUUACAGUUGCCCUGAGACAUGCAAAAGUUAUUUCUGAUGCUGCAAAACCUGGAAUAAACCGGAGGAAAUCAGAGCUCAAAGCCACAAAAACUUUAGGCACUGUUGUGUUUGUGUAUUUGCUGUGCUGGAUCCCAUUGUAUGUAUUUUUAUUAAAUAUUGAGAAUGUUCCAGAAUCUAAUGUUAUCCUAAAUUAUUUAAUGUGGCUGUUUUCCAGUAACAGCUUUAUAAACCCUAUUAUAUAUGCGAUAUCAUAUCCCUGGUUUAAAAAAUCAUUGCGCUUUUGUGCAUUAUUUAGAAAAUAG